This is a messenger RNA of Grammomys surdaster, 3194 nucleotides long. RefSeq names its product solute carrier family 27 member 1 (gene Slc27a1). The record is from RefSeq and is a predicted model, not a curated record. The transcript has 13 exons. Bases 178 to 2118 code for a protein of 646 amino acids. Gene Ontology annotation, cellular component: plasma membrane; mitochondrial inner membrane. Gene Ontology annotation, biological process: cardiolipin biosynthetic process; positive regulation of heat generation; phosphatidylcholine biosynthetic process. Lineage: Eukaryota; Metazoa; Chordata; Mammalia; Rodentia; Muridae. Gene Ontology annotation, molecular function: long-chain fatty acid transmembrane transporter activity; fatty acid transmembrane transporter activity; long-chain fatty acid-CoA ligase activity.
GGGAGGGACAGGGCAGAGUCACGCAGGGGCACUGUGAGAAGCGCCUAGGACUCUGCAAAGGGCUCAUCCCCUGAAGCGACCCACCAGCUAGGCCUGAGCUCAAAAGUUCCCAGUCCAUACUUCUGCGAGAACCCACGAGGGAGCUGCGAGGGCCUGGGGUCUGCAAGCCUCAGAAGGAUGCGGGCUCCCGGGGCAGGAACAGCCUCUGUGGCCUCGCUGGCGCUGCUUUGGUUUCUGGGACUUCCGUGGACCUGGAGCGCGGCGGCGGCGUUCGGUGUGUACGUGGGUAGCGGCGGCUGGCGCUUUCUGCGUAUCGUCUGCAAGACGGCGAGGCGAGACCUCUUUGGCCUCUCCGUUCUGAUUCGUGUGCGGCUAGAGCUGCGACAACACCGGCGAGCAGGAGACACAAUCCCGCGCAUCUUCCAGGCCGUGGCCCGGCGACAACCAGAGCGCCUGGCGCUGGUGGACGCAAGUAGUGGUAUAUGCUGGACUUUCGCACAACUGGACACCUACUCCAAUGCUGUGGCCAACCUGUUCCGCCAGCUGGGCUUUGUACCGGGCGAUGUGGUGGCUGUGUUCCUGGAGGGGCGGCCGGAGUUCGUGGGACUGUGGCUGGGCCUGGCCAAGGCCGGUGUGGUGGCCGCGCUUCUCAAUGUCAACCUGAGGCGGGAGCCCCUGGCCUUCUGCCUGGGCACAUCAGCUGCCAAGGCCCUCAUUUAUGGCGGGGAGAUGGCAGCGGCGGUGGCGGAGGUGGGUGAGCAGCUGGGGAAGAGCCUCCUCAAGUUCUGCUCUGGAGAUCUGGGGCCUGAGAGCGUCCUGCCUGACACGCAGCUCCUGGACCCCAUGCUUGCUGAAGCGCCCACCACACCCCUGGCACAAGCCCCGGGCAAGGGCAUGGAUGAUCGGCUGUUUUACAUCUAUACUUCUGGGACCACUGGGCUUCCUAAGGCGGCCAUUGUGGUACACAGCAGGUACUACCGCAUUGCAGCGUUCGGCCACCAUUCCUACAGCAUGCGGGCCGCCGAUGUGCUCUACGACUGCCUGCCACUCUACCACUCUGCAGGGAACAUCAUGGGCGUGGGACAGUGUGUCAUCUACGGGUUGACGGUGGUACUGCGCAAGAAGUUCUCUGCCAGCCGCUUCUGGGAUGACUGUGUCAAGUACAAUUGCACGGUAGUGCAGUACAUCGGUGAAAUCUGCCGCUACCUUCUGAGGCAGCCGGUUCGGGAUGUGGAGCGGCGGCACCGCGUUCGCCUAGCCGUGGGUAACGGCCUGCGGCCAGCCAUCUGGGAGGAGUUCACGCAGCGCUUCGGUGUGCGGCAGAUCGGCGAGUUCUAUGGCGCCACCGAGUGCAACUGCAGCAUUGCCAACAUGGACGGCAAGGUCGGCUCCUGCGGCUUCAACAGCCGUAUCCUCACGCAUGUGUACCCCAUCCGACUGGUCAAGGUCAACGAGGACACGAUGGAGCCACUGCGGGACUCCCAGGGCCUCUGCAUCCCGUGUCAGCCCGGGGAACCCGGUCUUCUUGUGGGCCAGAUCAAUCAGCAGGACCCUCUGCGUCGCUUCGAUGGCUAUGUUAGUGACAGUGCCACCAACAAGAAGAUUGCCCACAGCGUGUUCCGAAAGGGCGACAGCGCCUACCUCUCAGGUGACGUGCUAGUGAUGGAUGAGCUGGGCUACAUGUAUUUCCGUGACCGCAGCGGGGACACCUUCCGCUGGCGUGGGGAGAACGUGUCCACCACGGAGGUGGAAGCCGUGCUGAGUCGCCUACUGGGCCAGACGGAUGUAGCUGUGUAUGGGGUGGCUGUGCCAGGAGUGGAGGGGAAAGCUGGCAUGGCGGCCAUUGCAGAUCCCCACAGCCAGCUGGACCCUAACUCAAUGUACCAGGAGUUACAGAAGGUUCUCGCAUCCUAUGCCCGGCCCAUGUUCCUUCGUCUUCUGCCCCAGGUGGAUACCACAGGUACCUUCAAGAUCCAGAAGACCCGGCUGCAGCGUGAAGGCUUUGACCCCCGCCAGACCUCAGACCGGCUCUUCUUUCUAGACCUGAAGCAGGGACGCUACCUACCCUUGGAUGAGAGAGUCCAUGCCCGCAUCUGCGCAGGCGACUUCUCCCUCUGAGCCUGGCGAGUGGGAUGGGCCUGGACUCCUGAGACCUGGGACCUGACACCCUUCUUCAGGUGCUUCUCCUGCCUGGCCACAUGGACAGCAGCACUUGUGGGAGUAGGAAACAGGAACCUGAGCAGCCGGGGCCCCUCUCCUACUUCCCACUAUGCAUCCAUCUGGCCUCCGCCUUGAUCUUUUUCUCCAUCUCUUUUCUCCCUACCCAGCAAGAGCCCCACAAACACAUGUUGGCUGCUGUGUCCUGCAGUGGGACCAGUGUCCAGGCUGUAGGUUGCGACCCACACUGGCGCCCACCUCCCUUUCCCUUUGUGCCUUAGGUUACCCUGUGGAACAGGUGGGGCCCACAUAGCUAGCUGCUGUCCCUGCUGAGGAUUGGUAGCAAGCACACUGUCAUGUCAGCUGGGAGACAUGCGCAGUCUCCCACUGACCCCCAGUCAACUGAAAAUAUUACUGUUUUGUAUUAUUGUUUUGUUUUGAGAUAGGGUCUCACUGUGGAGGCUAAGCUGGCCUCAGACUCACGACUCUUCUGCCUCUGGGCACUACUCUGCAGACUCAGACUGAUGACACUUAUGCAUUAUUGCCCCUAAGGGUCUUCAGAGUCCUCAUUUUCCCCUCACUUCCAGAACUGACUCUGGUCACUUGGAUGUGGCUAGCGUUGGCUCUGCCCACACGUGUCAAUUCAGGGGUACCCAGGCAUAAUCCCUGGAAGCCCUCAUCCUGGCAAAGCUUGGAUGUUCUCACGUCACAGCAGGAGAGAGCCAGGAAGGUUGCUGUGGUGUUCUCUUGGGCACCCCCUAGUGGCAGCCCUGGACAUGCUGUAUUGUGCACUAGUGCAGAUAGCCCAGACCCUGUUGUCUAUGACAUUUGAGGUCUACCUUUCUGGCUCCCGUGGACCCCACUGAGAUCCUUGGUGACUCACUUCAGUUAUUAAGCAGGGCCUCUGCCUGCCUUCGUCUCCAAGGGCAUGAUGGGUAUGGACAGGGCAGCCACCAGCUGCCUGCAGUCAACCACACUUGAGUGUUAUUUCCUUGUUGGUUUUAAAAAAUAAACAUGCUGAGGCUUGACACCCGCCA